This is a messenger RNA of Cynoglossus semilaevis (tongue sole), 3845 nucleotides long. RefSeq names its product transmembrane protein 130 (gene tmem130). The transcript has 7 exons. Lineage: Eukaryota; Metazoa; Chordata; Actinopteri; Pleuronectiformes; Cynoglossidae. The record is from RefSeq and is a predicted model, not a curated record. The coding region runs from base 1 to 1044 and encodes 347 amino acids. Gene Ontology annotation, cellular component: plasma membrane.
AUGACUGCACCGCAUUGUGACCAUUACAAGCUUGUCCAGAACAUCCAUAUCAUCAUCAUCUUCAUCAGCAGCAGUCCUUCAUUCUCGGCCUGUAGAAGCCUCAUCGACACCCAUGUCCGAGUUCUCUGCACUUCAUCCAGGCCAUUUUUCUGCUUGAGGUCCGAGCAGCCGUCGUCUGGUGGUCAGAAUGUUUUGAUUUCUAAAAAUCAUCUCCAUAAAAACACAGAAAACAUAGCUGGGAAGCUGACUUUCUACCAGAUGGAUGGGAACUCCACCUAUGUGAGGAACACAGGAGAACUGGCCUCAGACGUUCCCACUGAGACCAUGUUCGAGCUCUUUGAUCCUUUGCAGAACUUCAGCUCUGCAAAAUUCAGCUACACUUGGGAUUUAGGAAAUGGAGAAGUGAUACAGGGCACUGAGCCUGUCGUCCGCUACCUUUACACACACUCAGGAAACUACACACUGCAGCUGAAAGUUGGAGUCAAUCUUAACAAAUCUGCACCGGAAAUUACUGAGGUUUACUCCACUGAUCUCAAAGUCCUGGAUGCCAUCAAAAACAUCGAGCUGAAGGGUCCUUCGAACUAUGAGGUGUCUGAGAACUACAGCCUGGCUUUUCAUGUCGACGGAAGCCUGCGUAACUGUGUCCCGGAGAAGAGCAUUGGCUGCACCAUGACCAAACUGUAUGAGAACACACUGAGACUGAACCACACCUUCACCUCUGCCGGUGUCCACUGUCUGGACAUCAGCGUCAGCAACGACAUCAGCAAACUGCAGACGUCCUUCAGCCUGUACGCCAAGAAGAGCAACAACAACCACCUGAUCUUCAUGCUGUCCUGUGCUGCUGUUCUCACGGCCACAUUCUCCUUCAUCACAGUCAUCGCCUGUCGACCUUGUCAUCACGGCCGAUCACAGAUUGCUGUCUCCACUAAUGCUGUGUUCCUGAAGAGCCAGACCUCUGGAGGUCAGGGCAGGAUCUUCCUGAACUUUUCCCACAUGGAGAGAGGAGAGAGGGAGCCGCUCAUCCUUCAGUCCAGGUCACAGUAGUUCUGCUGCUGCUGCUGCUACCUGCACACAACCUUAUUUUAAUUUAAUUCCAACAAUUUAAAGGCGUUUUCAUCAAACCGAACAUAAGCUAUCAGCUGUAGCACUGUAAAUAACUAGGAUUUAAAAAUGCAGCACAACAGACUAACAUGUUAUCAUUAAAGAGCCAUUUCAGUUUUUAUCAUAUCCUCAUUUCUCCCUAAAAUAGUUCACGUGAUUAAUUAGUGAGACAUUUUAAGGGCUUGCAGUCAACAAACAAAACUCUUUUAUUAAUAUUAAGUUUGAUUUUGUUUUGUUUUCAUGGAUGUUUUGGUGGCAACAAACUUUAAAGAAUGAAUUAUUGUUUCUCUGCUACAGUCUACAGCACUUAGCCCUGAAGCAGGGGCUGAUGGGAAUGUCAUCUCAGUCAAACAGACUCACCCUGCAUGUCUGCUUUUUUUUUUCUUCCAUCAAAAUUAUUGAUCAAACUGAGCUUUUAUUGUCUGUCCUCCAUACCUUCAGUCUCAGAUAAGAGAUGAUCACGUUGAGUCCUCGUGUCACGUGCCGUCGGGAAACGUUCCGCUCUGUGUGUCCUCAGACAAGACAUCCAGAAGAACAGUCUGAAUAAAAGCUGCAAAUGAGUUGAAAUUCACUGUUGGUUAAAAUGUGUUUUUUUAAUUCAGACCUGCUCAGGUUUCCCUCGUAUAUUCAGUUCAUUCCCCUGGUCCAAUCCAAGGCUAUGGAAAUGUAAAGAAUUUCAAUCCAAUUCCCAGGAUAACAUGCAUCUUUUAUAUCACAAAGCCUGAUGUUUGUUUUAAAAGAUAUGCACUAUUAAAUUUAGGGUUUUAGUUUUUUAGAUUUCUUCAGUACUACAGAACGUUCCCGGAGCUUUGUGGGGUUUAAAGAGUGACUUUGUGGAAAGGGAGAACGUCCAUAACGUCACCAGUGACCUUUUGGCCUUCCUCAUCAGUUAAGCGUUGCUAAUGCCACCCAGGACACCUGUUGUUGUUGUGACCUGAGCCGUCUGAUUCUAAAGACCCUGCUCAGUCUGGGUGUAACUGUCACUCAUGUGCAGGGACUGAUACUGACAAGAUUGGACACAAACCUAAACCAUAACGUCCCCAAUUAAAGUGAAAGUCAUGGACAAUUUUCAGUGUUAUCUUAUCUAGGAGUGCAGUACUUCAAACUGUGUACUCCUCUGUGAUGUGAGCCGUCCUGCGUGUCAGUGAAAACUCAAAUCUAGGACAUAAGUAUAGAGAAAAGGUUGUAGUUUUUAAAUUUGCUGAAAUUGUUUUCUCUGUAUAAAGUGGUCCUUCAUUGUGGUCUGAGAAAACAGAACACAGUGAUUUCUUUGACAGUAUUAUGCUGUUAUGCUGUUGUUCUGACAAAUAUUUUUUAGUUUCCUGUCAUGCAGAGGGAAAGUAACAACCAACAGAUCGAAGCCAGACAUGAAUUCAUUUUGCAGCAGCGCUCUUCUUUAAUAUCGUUUUCAUUCACUUACAAAGACAACAUCUCUGACAUUUAGAAAACACUCAGUGGCACUUAAGUCUUUAUGAGAAGGCAUUAAACCAGAUGGUUGAUCCCCUGUACUGUACGUACGUGAAGAGUCCAGAAAACUAAAUAAAACCACAUUGAAACACGUACAUCUGUUUAUGUUCAAUGACUGGUCACCAAAUCCACAAAACACAUUAUGCUUUUCAUAUUCAUGGACCACUUUUUCAGAAAAGAUGGAGGUUUUUCACAAAACCCAAUAAAAAAUGAAAGUUUUGUUCAUCAAGGAUGAUGGUUUUUAAUGUACCUUUUGUUCAUAUUUCAGCACAUAGAAGUUGGCCAUGACCCGUCUCUGCUUGAAAAGAUUGAAGAGAUGUUCUUUUAUACCCAGAUUUACACCAACCUUUCUGAAAAUGUAUUUUGUUUCACCUGAAACAAGGUUCCAUUUGAAUCAGGUUUUGUUAAAUGGCAAAGGCAGAUGGAGGAGGAAAGCACUGGGACUGGUGUCCCAUCAGAGCAAAAUUGAAUUUUUUCUUUUCACAAUCUCCAGGACCGGGGACUUAAUUAAUCCUGGCCUUAAGCUCAUUUCCAGGUUAAGGAAGAGACAUAACAUUGAGGUGACCUUUAGUCUCUCUUCCCACGCUGCACGCAAACACCGGCUCAAACGCCCCCAGCUAACUGUUGUUCUGUCUGGACACAGUAGAGCAGGGGUCACCAACCUUUUUGAAACUAAGAGCUACUUCAAGGACACUUACUAAUAUGAAGAGCUUCUAGUUUGAUACAGACUUCCCAAAUAAUGUAAUCAUAAUUUGUUCUGGGACAUACUGUACAAUAGUCGACACUCUUCUUACCAUCGCCAUUGCACCCAACUAAAUAUCAUUGCAAAGGUUACUGAUUCAAAACAGUUACAGUACAAUUUCUGACCCUCUUGUUGACUAGUUUUAUUUUUAGAAAAUACCCUGUGGGCACUUGAGGUACUCCAUGGGGGCUACCAGGUACCCCCGGGCACCACGUUGGUGACCCCUGCAGUAGAGUAUCACUGCGUCCAGUAUCACUGUGUGCAGUACACUGUGUACAUCUGUGUCAGAUCGACAGCUCCCUACAGUUAGAGUGAAGUAAAUACCCACGGGCACCUUUUCUUAGCGUGGGUGUAGUAAAAGUAGCUUAAUCGUGUCUGAGACUAAGAAUGUUAAUGUGUCCGACUGCUCAGCCUCCAUAUAAUAAAUAUGCACUUUGGAGUUUCAUCACAUUCAAGGCCCAACAUCAGCUUUUCAUGACAGACGUGGCUGGUGCAGGAAAAUGCAAACACAACACUGUGACACGUGUAUGAAAAA